Messenger RNA from Capronia epimyces CBS 606.96, 594 nucleotides. RefSeq lists its product as uncharacterized. The transcript has a single exon. Bases 1 to 594 code for a protein of 197 amino acids. Gene Ontology annotation, cellular component: mitochondrial intermembrane space; mitochondrion. Lineage: Eukaryota; Fungi; Ascomycota; Eurotiomycetes; Chaetothyriales; Herpotrichiellaceae. The record is from RefSeq and is a predicted model, not a curated record.
AUGUCCCAACCCACAUCUCGGCCCACACAGCUAAACCCGCAGUUCUGCUUCAACACACGGGUCCUGCGUGACUUCCUGCGCCUCUCACGCGCCAGUAUCGACGACAGCAUUUCGACGAACCUGAACGCCUUACUGACGCCGGCAUCGACGUCCCCCUUCAACCCUUCAUCCACGUCGAUCCGCAACCCGACCCUACCCUCGUCGCUUCUGACCAGGCAACCCAUCCCACAUCAGACGACUCGAGCAUUUCUCGAAUCCGUCCUCUUCCCGUCGUGGAGCUCACGGUCUGAAGUUAUUUCGUACUGCACUUCUGUCGCGACAUCACCGGAUCCGGACGACCCGGACGUGAUUGAGCGGGAAGCCAUGAACAGGAAAGAUGCGGACAGGAUCAUCGAUGAACGGUUGGAUCCGUAUUCGGCGCGUUUCUUCCCAAAAGAACCCAGGACACAACAGCUCGCGGCGCUGCUGAGAAAUGAGAAUGCCGUUGAAUCUAUCGUGAGGAACAGGACGUGGGGUGUCGUGGCGGAGCGAUGUCAAGAUGUCGAGCCUACGUGGGAACAAGCAUUCGACAAAUGGCGGGAGAGUAGGAAAUAA